Messenger RNA from Sphaeramia orbicularis (orbiculate cardinalfish), 569 nucleotides. RefSeq names its product deoxyribonuclease I (gene dnase1). Lineage: Eukaryota; Metazoa; Chordata; Actinopteri; Kurtiformes; Apogonidae. Gene Ontology annotation, biological process: DNA catabolic process. Gene Ontology annotation, cellular component: nucleus. Gene Ontology annotation, molecular function: DNA binding; deoxyribonuclease I activity. The record is from RefSeq and is a predicted model, not a curated record.
GGAGCAGACGGUCUCUGUGGUUCAAAACUACACCUAUGAUGACGGUUGUGAACCGUGCGGCACCGACACCUUCAGCAGGGAACCCUUCGUCGUCAUGUUCAGCUCCAACUACCCUGCCGUCAGGACCUUCGUCCUCGUCCCACAGCACACGUCUCCAGACUCUGCGGUGGAGGAAGUGGACGCUCUCUAUGAUGUGGUGAAGGACGUCCGCCAGCGCUGGAAAACCAACGACAUUGUGCCUGGGGACUUCAACACUGGCUGUAAUUACGUCUCGGGCUCAGACUGGGACAGGAUCCGCCUCUUCACAGACCAGAGCUUCCAUUGGCUGAUCAGCAAUGAGGCCGACACCACCGUCUCACACACCGAGUGUGCUUACGACAGGAUCGUGGUCACUGCUGACAUGUUGAAGGGGGUGGAGCCUGGUUCUGCUCAGGUCUACAACUACAUGACGGACCUGAAGCUCAGCCACCAGCUGGCUUUGGCUGUGAGCGACCACUUCCCAGUGGAGGUGAAGCUGAUUGGUCGACCUCCAUCUGUCUGAGUCACUUCAGACCUUCAGCUGUGACGAA